Eubalaena glacialis (North Atlantic right whale) is the source of this 1065-nucleotide messenger RNA. It is a transcript of the gene CAGE1, whose product is annotated as cancer antigen 1. Bases 89 to 1042 code for a protein of 317 amino acids. The transcript has 9 exons. NCBI's taxonomy places the organism in Eukaryota, Metazoa, Chordata, Mammalia, Artiodactyla, Balaenidae. The record is from RefSeq and is a predicted model, not a curated record.
UAGCACUUCCACAAAUAAAGAUCAACUUGUUCUUGAGUGUGUCAGACAACCUCCUAGAAGCCCACCUCUAAUCCACUGCAGUGGAGAGAUGCUGAAAUUCAUGGAAAUGUCACUGGCUAAUAGUAUUGCCAUGGAAUCUGCCCUCAACCCUAGUCAACCUCAAGGCUUCUUGUGUGAGGAAAAUUUACACAGUGAUGUUGAACAACCACUUUAUAAGGAGAAUAGCUUUAACCUGCUUGAUCUGAGAGCUAAUUAUAAAACAGAGGAGGAUGCAAAGAUGAUACAUUCUAAUUUGUUCCUGAAUCACUCACCUUGUGAAGGAGAGAGCCUGAAUCCCCCAGACAUGAAAAGAACUUCGCAGCUGACCUCCAAAAUUUGCAAUCUUCUGGCUCUGAUGGUACGACUUCUCAUGUGCCAGGACAUCACCAAUCCUGAUGCCGAACAUUUCAAAGAGAAUGAGAAAAUUAGUGAUAUCAUGCUACAAAAAUUGAAGAGUUUUCAUCUUAAAAAGAAAAAGUUAGAUAAAGAGCUACUGAAGCAUAAAGACAGAAUCACAGCUUUCAGAGAGUUAAUUGCUAAUGAAAAAUCAUUUCAAGAUCAGGAUACUGAGGUUACAGACUUUGAUUCAAAUGAAGCCAAGAAUGUCGGAGACGUACCUGUCUUACUGGGAGCCAAACUGGAUCAGUACCACAGCCUAAAUGAAGAGCUUGAUUUCUUGAUUGCAAAACUGGGAAAUCUUCUAGAGUUAAAAGAAGACCACUGCAACAGACUCAUUGAAGAAAAUGACAAGUAUCGAAGACAUUUAGGCAACUUAAUAAAUAAGGUUACAUCAUACGAAGAAAUUAUCGAAUGUGCUGACCGAAGGCUCAUGAUAUCGAACUCCCAGAUUGCACAUUUAGAAGAGAGAAAUAAACAUUUGGAAGAUUUAAUUAGAAGGCCCAGAGAGAGAGCCAGAAAACCAAGACUGAGAAGUCAUCCGAAGUCCAUGACCGUGGUAGGUCAUACUGAUGAUAAUUAUAAAGAAUGCUAUAUUCCCAUGUAAUUGUCAAAUUACACAAAAUUAAA